Helianthus annuus (common sunflower) is the source of this 1338-nucleotide messenger RNA. RefSeq names its product GDSL esterase/lipase At5g33370. NCBI's taxonomy places the organism in Eukaryota, Viridiplantae, Streptophyta, Magnoliopsida, Asterales, Asteraceae. The transcript has 5 exons. Gene Ontology annotation, molecular function: hydrolase activity, acting on ester bonds. The coding region runs from base 42 to 1154 and encodes 370 amino acids. The record is from RefSeq and is a predicted model, not a curated record.
CAUCCACAAACCAAACAAACACAACACUCUAGUUCUCACUCAUGGCUAUGUCUUUAUGUACCACAAGUGUUGGUCUCAUUUUUACCAUAUUACUAUCAUUAACACCUUUUGUUCCUAGAGCCGAAGCCGCACCACGUGCAUUUUUCGUGUUCGGGGACUCGUUAGUUGAUAGUGGCAACAACAAUUACUUGGCCACCACUGCCCGAGCCGAUGCACCACCUUAUGGUAUUGAUCACCCGAGCCAUCGAGCCACUGGACGGUUCUCCAACGGCUACAAUAUUCCUGACCUUAUCAGUCAACGCAUCGGGUCUGAACCCACAUUGCCGUACCUGAGCCCCGAGCUCAAUGGGCAAAAACUUAUCGUUGGGGCCAACUUUGCGUCCGCGGGAAUUGGAAUACUAAAUGACACCGGAAUCCAAUUUGUGAACAUAAUUCGUGCACCAAUGCAACUUGACUACUUUGAACAAUACCAACAACGAGUUAGCGCGCUCAUAGGAGCACAAAAAACGAGACAACUUGUAAACAAUGCGCUAGUGCUCGUGACACUUGGUGGCAAUGACUUUGUUAACAACUAUUACUUAGUCCCGCUAUCUGCUCGCUCGCGUCAAUUCAGUCUUCAAGAUUAUGUUCCUUUUAUAAUAUCCGAAUAUAGAAAACUUUUAUUGAGGCUGUAUAACUUGGGGGCAAGGAGGGUGCUAGUGACUGGAACCGGUCCAUUAGGGUGCGUGCCAGCCGAACUGGCUCAACAUAGUCGAAACGGUGAAUGUGCACCCGAGCUUCAAAGGGCUGCAUCUUUGUUCAACCCGCAGCUAGACGAUAUGCUUAUUGGUCUUAAUAAAGAACUUGGUAGUCAUGUGUUUGUUGGUGUAAACACAAGGAAGAUGCACAAUGAUUUCAUGAGCAAUCCAGGAGCUUAUGGGUUUGUCACUUCGAAAAUAGCAUGUUGCGGACAAGGACCAUACAAUGGGAUCGGACUUUGUACGCCAUUGUCUAACGUAUGCCCGAACCGGGAUGCUUAUGCAUUUUGGGAUGCAUUUCAUCCAUCUGAGAAGGCAAGCAGACUUAUUGUAGAUCAGAUUAUGAAGGGAACAACUGAGUACAUGAAACCCAUGAAUCUAAGUACCAUUUUGGCUUUAGAUUCUAAUCAGCUCUAGUUCUAGAUACCUAUUUUGUGUGUAUCUAGAAGAGGAUAUGAUACUGUGUAUCUAGAAGAGGAUAUGAUACUCCAAAUUUAUGUCUUUAUUUUCUUGAGUUAUGUUUGAUCCAUAUGUGUUAUGAUCUUAGUUGAGGGUGCUUAUUGUUCCUAUCUUUUGGGGUUUAAUAACUAAGAUUAAUUAA